AUGCACUGGCGACAAGUGGAUGGUGAUAAGUCAAAGAUCCAGUUCCUUGCGAAUCGGGCCAAUAUCAACUACCAUGGGAAUUCUCAACAACCCGGCGCUGGCCACGCUGCCGCGGGCACGAUCCUAACACCGGACCUUGCGGGAAUGCCCAUUGUUUUCCCUGUUCAUUUGGUUCAGGAUGCUCUGAAAAUUGUUCUAGAUGUCUUUAUUGUUGAGGUCGUCAUGUUUUAUGACAUAUCCGAAGAAAUUGAAAAUCGACUGCUAAGGGCACUGGAUAGCCCACGUGCCGAGGGCAGUCAGGGCUGGGUAGUGCACGGUGCGAUGGUGGAGGAGCCUACAAGGCUCCGGUACAAUGUUUCAGGGAGGGCUUAUUUUGCGAUGGCCGGUUGGGAGUCGAGGGAGAGUCAGGGUCUGUUGAGUAUUUUGGAUCCCGAAAUUGGGCGGAAUGAGCUGGAAUCGGCUGAGUCGCGGUAUGUUCUGUUUGAUAAUUGA
Molecule: messenger RNA, 492 nt
Organism: Penicillium waksmanii
Lineage: Eukaryota; Fungi; Ascomycota; Eurotiomycetes; Eurotiales; Aspergillaceae
Exons: 2
Coding region: 1-492 (163 amino acids)
Source: RefSeq, a predicted model, not a curated record